AUGGCAUCGUCCUCGGACGCAGUCCUAACUCUCACCUCGACGAGCAUAUGCGCCCUCCUCAUCGUCGCCCGCUGCAUUUACCGCGUUGUAGUCAGAUGCAACAUCCACAGCACAUGCCAUCGUCGCUGGCGCAUCGACGACUUUUACAUGACCGUUGCCAUACUACCGCUCAUCGGACGUGCGCUUUGUAUUCUCUAUUCGUUUCUGCUCAAUCCGAAUCAUACGUACGAGCCUUCCACGAGCGAUGCGGUUAAUGCCGAGAGGGAACUUUCGCACAAGUUGCUGAUACCCGCGAGAAUAUUCUACGCUUUGUUUUUGUGGUGCUUGAAGCUUGGGCUUUUGGCCUUCUAUUCACGCUUCAUUGAUGUCUUUCGCUGGGGAAAGAUUGUCACGGAUGCGCUUUGGUGGUUCAUCGUAGCCACGUUCAUCGCAGUAUUUAUAACCAUCCUGGCAGAAUGUCGCCCAAUAUCACUAAUGUGGGCGCUCAAUCACGACGAUAGCAAAGUAGCAUGCAACCGCGCGGUCGGAAAUCUGAUCCUAAUGGCAGUCUGCAAUAUCGUUCUCAACGUCGCAUUAAUUAUCCUUCCUUUUCCGAUGCUGCGACAUCUUAGACUUGAUUUGAAGGAGAAAUUACAAUUGGGAUUUUUGUUUAGUGUGGGCGCUGUGCUUGUCGCUAUUACGAUCCUCCGGCUGCCUCUUAUUCUCAACGAAUCCGUGUCGCAAAGAUCACGAUCAAUGUGGGCUUCAAUUGAGAUUCUAUGCGCAUGCAUCGUCGCCAACACACCUUUCUUCUACGCUCUUCUCAAAGAUCUACAACGACAACACGACGAUCGACCCGAACGAUCACCGUCCAAUGCCACGAACCCAAGCGACUUUUACGAUCUACAAAGUCUGCCGUCGUCGGCAGGCGCGCCAAUACAAAUGCCGAUACCGUCUUUAAUAUCACCGGAUACGUCGAAGGGAACGGUUAAAUACUGCGAGAACGUAUAA
This is a messenger RNA of Fusarium coffeatum, 990 nucleotides long. RefSeq lists its product as uncharacterized. NCBI's taxonomy places the organism in Eukaryota, Fungi, Ascomycota, Sordariomycetes, Hypocreales, Nectriaceae. The record is from RefSeq and is a predicted model, not a curated record. The transcript has 5 exons. The coding region runs from base 1 to 990 and encodes 329 amino acids.